AUGGGAAGGUCUCCUUGUUGUGAUGAGAGUGGCCUCAAGAAAGGUCCCUGGACUCCUGAAGAAGAUCAAAAACUUGUCAAAUAUAUCCAGAAACAUGGCCAUGGAAGCUGGAGAGCCCUCCCUAAACUUGCAGGUCUUAACAGAUGUGGAAAGAGUUGCAGAUUAAGAUGGACAAACUACUUGAGGCCUGAUAUCAAAAGAGGAAAGUUUUCACAAGAGGAGGAACAAACAAUUCUAAAUCUCCAUUCCAUCCUCGGGAACAAGUGGUCUGCUAUUGCAACCCACCUUCCCGGAAGGACAGACAACGAAAUCAAGAAUUUCUGGAACACUCAUCUGAAGAAGAAGCUAAUUCAGAUGGGUUUUGAUCCAAUGACUCACCGUCCGCGAACCGAUAUUUUCUCGAGCCUUCCUCAUCUGAUAGCUCUGGCUAACCUGAAAGAGCUGAUGGAGAACCAUUCAUGGGAAGAACAGGCUGUGAGACUACAAACAGAAGCUGCUCAAAUGGCUAAGCUCCAAUAUCUACAGUACCUCCUUCAACCUCCAGCUUCAAUGCCAACUAAUUUCUCCAACAACGUCAUGAACAGUAAUACUAGUACUGUCACAGACAUGGACAGUUACAAUCUUUUGAACUCACUCUCUUCAAUGAAAGACAGCCCCAUUUUAAAUUCACCCCAGUUUGAUCAAAUUUCUCAGAACCCAUCUUCUCUUGGACCUAAUAAUAAUGCUCUUCAAUCAAUCCAUGAUUCCAUCUCUUUCUCUCAUUUGCCAGACCUACAGGUACUCCCUUUUGAAAUUAAUUCACCAAGUACUAAUUCUCUAUGGCAACUUCCUUCAUCUUCAUCUCAAUCUCCUACACCACUUGGUGCCCCACACAUGACCGAGACGUCGAUCACGAAUAAUACAGGGGAUGCUUGUAGUACCUCUAGCUAUGGAGGAUCUCCCCCUUCAUUUUGGCCAGACAUCCUCCUUGAAGACCCUUUGUUUCAUGAGAUUGCUUAGCUAGCCUUAAUUAGAUCAUGUGUUGUGAAAGGUUUGGACUUUGGAGUUUGCCCCACCCCUUUUUUUUUUUUCUUUUCUUCCUAGUAUAUAUAAAUAUAUACUGUUCAUAUAUUCCAUAUACAGUAUUGCGGCACAAUACAUUCAUCAUAUGUAUAAAUAUCUAUAUGUGUUUGUCUGUGUAUUAUACAAAG
This is a messenger RNA of Cornus florida, 1190 nucleotides long. Its product is annotated as transcription factor MYB93-like. The transcript is spliced from 4 exons. The record is from RefSeq and is a predicted model, not a curated record. The coding region runs from base 1 to 999 and encodes 332 amino acids. Lineage: Eukaryota; Viridiplantae; Streptophyta; Magnoliopsida; Cornales; Cornaceae.